Messenger RNA from Ipomoea triloba (trilobed morning glory), 2969 nucleotides. RefSeq names its product putative late blight resistance protein homolog R1A-4. The record is from RefSeq and is a predicted model, not a curated record. NCBI's taxonomy places the organism in Eukaryota, Viridiplantae, Streptophyta, Magnoliopsida, Solanales, Convolvulaceae. Gene Ontology annotation, biological process: defense response to other organism. The transcript is spliced from 2 exons. Bases 144 to 2471 code for a protein of 775 amino acids. Gene Ontology annotation, molecular function: ADP binding.
CCAAAAAGAAAUAGUGUGCAGCUUGGCCACCAUCAUCAAUAACCUCAAUAGUCAAUACGCAGAUCUAGAUCGAAAAAGAAAAAGUGAGAGACACUGGGAGAGCUGAGCUGAGCUUCAUUCUUCAAUUACUUUCCCUCAUCUCAAUGGCCUCGAAAACUUCCACCAGUAGUGUUCGUCAGGGUGCUUCUUCUGCAAUGCCCCAACAAGUGUUCAUGGUGGGUAACAACAAUGCAUUGGAAGAAAUUAAGGACAAGCUCACCAACUCCUCAAAAAAAAGAGAUGUCAUCUCCAUCACAGGAAUGGGAGGUAUUGGGAAGACAACUUUAGCAAAAAAAGUAUAUGAAGAUGAAUGCAUCAAGUCUCAUUUUGACAUUCGAGCAUGGAUUACUGUAUCUCAAUCUUAUUCCUUGGAUGAUUUGCUCCGAGUGCUCCUCCAAUCACUUGACGCUUCUUCUCUAAUAGAAGGACAAUCUGCAGGAACCUUCGAACUCAAGGAUAAAGUCCGUAAGUUGUUGCUGGGCAAGAGGUAUCUAAUUGCAAUAGAUGACAUAUGGAGUACACAAGUUUGGGAUGAUUUGAAGAUAUGCUUUGAAGACAAGAGAAAUGGGAGUCGAGUAUUGUUAACAACUCGACUCACAUAUGUGGCUACUCAUGCUAGUUCUGGUGGACUACCAUUUAGCAUGCCUACCCUAAGCAAAGAAGAAAGUUGGGAUCUCUUUUGCAAAAAAGUAUUUGCAAAAGAAUCUUGUCCUCCUAUUCAAUUUGAGAAAAUUGGAAGAGAUAUUGUGUUGAAAUGCAAAGGAUUACCACUCUCAAUUAUGGUGAUUGCUGGGAUUGUAUCCAAGGCUGAAAUGAAGGUGGAGGAUUGGGAAAAUGUUGCCAGAGAUGUAGCAUUAUCAUCAACUUUAUAUGAGGAGCAAAAUUGUGAGGAAAUACUUUUAUUGAGUUACAACCACAUGCCUGAAAGUUUGAAGACUUGCUUCUUAUAUUUAGGAGUAUUUCCAGAAGAUUAUGAGAUUCCAGUUAGAAGAUUAGUUGGAUAUUGGGUCGCUCAGGAAUUUGUAGAAGAUGAGGCUUUGGUGGCAAACAAGAAAGAAGAAGUGGCAUGGCAAAAGUUGCAAGAUCUUAUUGAUAGAAAUUUAAUUUUGGUGGAAAAAAGGGGAUGGGGCGGAAAAAUAAAGACGUGUAAGAUCCAUGAUCUUACGCGUGAGAUGUGCUUGAAACUAGCUAAAGGCAAAAAUAUAUUACAUGUCAUUGAUGACAAGUUUCAAAUUGGACAGUCCUCCAAAGGAAUAAGUCAAGAAAAUGGCAAUUUUUGGGUAAGCCUACAAUCAAUUUCUAAUAUUAGUCGUUUAGGUUUUGACCAUAGGACAUUCCAGAAAUGCCAUUCCUUUCUUGCUAUGUUUCCAUCUAAAUAUACACUCGGAUCGCGUGAAGGAAGUCCGAUCCUUACCAAUUACUUGUCCACAGCAACAUCAAUUCAAGUACUUGACCUCCUUCAACUUUAUUUUCCCUAUUUGCCUUCAUCUCUUUGGAUAAAUAACUUAUGUCAGUUGAGGUAUCUAGCUUUGCACAUUGGUGCAUUUUCUGGUUCCCUCUCAAUUUUAAGCAGCUUAAAAAAUCUACAAACGUUGAUUCUGCAUAGUGCAAGACCUUAUGAAGUAGUAUACUUAACCCUUCCAAAGAUACCACAAUUAAGGCAACUUCGCAUUUUGAAUAACUCUUCAUUUCAUUUUAAAGAUGAAGAAGAAGAGAAUUUGAUAUUGGAGAAUCUGACAACACUUUUGUGGUUAAGUGACUUUUGUUGCAAAAAUGAAGCAUUGAUGGUGAGGAUUCCAAAUGUAAAGAAAUUGGGGGUAAGAUAUGAAGUGCUCAAGUACAGAGACAGUAAGCAUUCUAUUGACUUGCUCCAUACUUUAAGCCAUUUGGAACAACUCGAAGACAUCCGGUUCUAUGGAUAUUAUUCGUUAAAGUAUAGUGGGUUAGUUUCUAUUCCAAAACCAUAUGAUUUUCCGCCGAAGCUCAAGAAGUUGAAAUUUUUGAACACUUGGAUGAAAUUGGGGAUCACCAUGACCAUCCUUGGAAGGCUACCUAACCUCGAAGUUCUCCAACUAAAACGGCAUGCCUUUGAUGAUUCAGAGACGGAGUGGGAACAAGUUGAAGAGGGGUUUCCAAAAUUGAAAGUGUUAGUCUUCGAAGAUCAAAGUCUUCGUAGAUGGAAAGACAGCGAUUUCACUUUCCCAAGCCUUGAGUGCCUGGUGUUAAACAAUAUCAACUUGGAAUCACUCCCAUAUGAGUGCCUUUCUGGAUGUCCAUGCCUUAAGCUAAUUCACUUGGAAGGGAGUUGUAGUGAUGGUGUUUUAGAGUCUGCAAAGAAAAUUCAAAAUGAUGGAGAUGGCCAGCUCGAGGUCCGCGAAGAGCUCGUUUACCCCACAACACAAUAUUGGAUUAGGCCCAUUAAAAAAGACUAAUACUAUUAAGAGUCGAACUUAUAAUAUUGUGAUGAUUGCCAACUCAACAAUUUGACCAAAUUAACUGAGAUUGAAGAGAAUGGAAACAACAAGCUAAGCAAUGCUGCAAUGACAUGUUCUUCUACCACUUUGAAGGUAACUUUGAUGACUCACCAGCAAAUCAACUGAAGCAAUCACCCAUACAUACCUCUUAGCUCCCCUGCCACCUACUCUCCCUAAACAAACCCUAAGCUCUGUCAAUUUUGUUGUGAUUUAAGGUUAGAAAAUUUACUUCAUUGUUUUGGUUUUGCAUUGCAAGUUAUUUUUCCUUUUUCUUAGCAAAUUGUGGUUUGAUUUUGAGUUGAGAAAUUGUUCCCUUGAAAGGUGGGAGUGCUUCGGAAUAAGAAAAGGACCGGCUUAGUUUUAUUUUGAUGAUUGUUGCUUUUAUGCAAGUUUAAUUUUAUGUGGUGGUUUUGUAUGGAUUAUUGAGUAUCAAAUCACAAUGUGUAGUUGUGGGAA